Molecule: messenger RNA, 1143 nt
Organism: Dryobates pubescens (Downy woodpecker)
Lineage: Eukaryota; Metazoa; Chordata; Aves; Piciformes; Picidae
Gene: ICOSLG
Product: inducible T cell costimulator ligand
Exons: 7
Coding region: 1-1143 (380 amino acids)
Source: RefSeq, a predicted model, not a curated record
AUGGAGCCGCAAAGGGUUAGUCCCCUCCCCGACCGCCGGACCCAGGAUAGAGGUUUGGCGGCGUUAAAGGUGCCUGGCUGCUGUUUCCCUCUGCCGGCCGGGGCGAGCGGCUCUGAGAGCCGGAGCCGGGUGUGCAAGGUACCCCUCGCGAUCGGGGAGGGACCCGGCCCAGCGGGGCAGCCCCCUCGGAGGUACAGCUUUCUGUUACUGCUCCUGCAUACCAUCAGAGCUGUUACUGCACUAGAGGAGAUCGUCAGUAGACCCGGAGACAACACUAUGCUGAGCUGCAUCUAUCACAGAGGAGGACUGGACUUGCAAAGCCUCCGUGUGUACUGGCAAAUAGCUAAUCAGGAAGCGUGCUCCGUCGUACAUGCGCUGAUCUUCGGUCAAAACGACGAGAGUAAACAGUGUCCUCACUUCAAAAACAGGACUCACUUAUUCUGGGAUAGAUUGGAAGAAGGCAAUUUUUCACUGCUACUGCUAAACGUCAGCCACAGUGAUGAGCAUACCUACAAAUGUAUAGUGAUGCAGAAAAAAGAAUAUACUGACGUCAUUCACCAGGCAAACGUGGUUCUCAGUUUAGCAGCUAGUUAUAGCCAACCAAUACUCAGAGGACCAAUAAGAAACACUGACAGCACUGAAGAGGUGACUUUCAGCUGCAGGUCAGGCAAUGGAUACCCAAAGCCCAAUGUUUAUUGGAUAAAUAAAACUGACAACAGCCGUCUGCCUUCAUCAGAACCACAGAUCACCCUCCAUAACGAUGGCACUUACAGUGUUUUUAGCACACUGAAGGUUAAAGCCUCUCCUAACAUGCAAAUAGAGUGCUCCAUAGAAAAUAAAAUUCUGCAGGAAAAUCUAUCAGCCAACUACACACAGCAGAAGCAAAGCAGUGAUUCUAGCACAGAAAGUCCUGAAAGCCCGGGAAAGAAAGGACGAGGUGCUCAAGCAGUUGGCAUCAUUUCCAUUGUCAUUCUGAUGGGCGUUCUGGUUGCUUUAACCUGCUGGCUGCGGAGACGGAGGUCCUCUAAGCUAGUGUCCUACACAGUAACUUUUGCAACAGUGAAGGAGGCAACAACAGAAGUUCAUGAAAAAGAUGCAGGAUGCACUGGUUUUAAUGUCAAAGAUGACAAAGAUGGAAGUUAA